AUGAAAGGGUACCACCCCCCUCCAGUGAACGAGGAUCAGCAGCUCCUCCCUCUCCAACUGAUCGAGCGUAGCAGUCUCGGCCGUACCAGAAGGUCUCGUCCUAGAUCGAUCUCUCCGUUUCAGGUAACCUCCGAAACAAAUAGGUUACUUUCUAAGAAGAAUACCUUAAAGGGAGAUGAGACAGUGGUCCUGACCAAGGAAUGCAGUGUAAUAAUUCAGAGCAAGUUACCAAGGAAGAUGCCUGAUCCAGGGAGCUUUCAGAUUCUAUGUACUAUUGGAAACAUAACCUUUGACAAAGCCUUAUGUCAUCUUGGUACAAGUAUUAAUCUAAUGCCCUUGUCUGUGAUGAAAAAGCCACAAAUCCAAAAGGCACAGCCAACAAGGAUAGCACUACAAAUGGCAGACAAAUCUCUGAGACAAGCACAUGGAAUAGUGGAGAAUGUCUUGGUCAAGGUUGGAGAAUUCUUCCUCCCUGCAGAUUUUGUGAUCCUUGAUAUGGGAUAG
Arachis ipaensis is the source of this 504-nucleotide messenger RNA. RefSeq lists its product as uncharacterized. The record is from RefSeq and is a predicted model, not a curated record. Lineage: Eukaryota; Viridiplantae; Streptophyta; Magnoliopsida; Fabales; Fabaceae.